AUGUCUUAUUCUAAAGCUAAUGUAGCAGAGCAAGGGACAAAUAACACAGGGUCCCAACAAAGCUCAAGGUGGAGUCCAACACCAGUUCAAUUACUUGUUCUUGAGGAAUUGUAUAGGCAGGGAACAAAGACACCAUCAGCAGAACAAAUCCAGCAAAUAGCAUCACAGUUGCGCCAGUUUGGGAAGAUUGAAGGGAAGAACGUGUUCUAUUGGUUCCAAAAUCACAAAGCAAGAGAGCGUCAAAAACGUCGUCGCAGGGAGAUGGAGGAAUAUGCUUCUUCCACUCAAGGGUUGAAAGAGACAGGUUGUGAAGUUAAAGAGACAAAGAAAUGGGCGCCCACUUCAAACUGCAGUGGACAUGCAGAGGAAUCUGUUGUACUGGAUAUAGCAGAAAAGGGAUCUAAUGGGUGGACUCAACUUGAGGAGAGAGGAAUACAAGUUUUGAAGAGAAACAUAGCAGAAAGGCAAACUAGGUGCCAAAAUAUGGAGAUUUCAUGCUUCCCUCCCAUUACUAUGGCAGCUACAACUUCAGUAGCAGCAAACAGAACACUUAACAAACAACUUUUUUGUAAGUUACCUUCCGUACUCAACAGAGAAAGCUUCAACUAUUAUGAUGAAGAAAAUAUUGCUGAUCCUCGGACCCUUGACCUUUUUCCACUUAAGAGGGAUGACCAAGAGAUGAAAUCUAAGUUCUGUGCUAAUGCUUCUUCUAUGGACACUGAAAUCGCUUGCAACAAGUUUUUUGAGUUUUUUCCUUUAAGAAACUGA
Messenger RNA from Gastrolobium bilobum, 768 nucleotides. RefSeq names its product WUSCHEL-related homeobox 6-like. NCBI's taxonomy places the organism in Eukaryota, Viridiplantae, Streptophyta, Magnoliopsida, Fabales, Fabaceae. The coding region runs from base 1 to 768 and encodes 255 amino acids. The transcript has 3 exons. Gene Ontology annotation, biological process: plant organ development. The record is from RefSeq and is a predicted model, not a curated record. Gene Ontology annotation, molecular function: DNA binding; DNA-binding transcription factor activity.